Opisthorchis viverrini is the source of this 801-nucleotide messenger RNA. RefSeq lists its product as hypothetical. The record is from RefSeq and is a predicted model, not a curated record. Gene Ontology annotation, biological process: mRNA splicing, via spliceosome. Lineage: Eukaryota; Metazoa; Platyhelminthes; Trematoda; Opisthorchiida; Opisthorchiidae. The transcript has 7 exons. Gene Ontology annotation, cellular component: U4/U6 x U5 tri-snRNP complex. The coding region runs from base 1 to 801 and encodes 266 amino acids.
AUGAGCUGGUUUUCUUAUCGAGUGGCUGUUGAUUCGUUCGCCGAACUUGGCAAUUGGUUCACAGCUUCGUCAUCAUACAAGGAGACAUCAUCAUUUUUCUCAUUCCGGGUUGUUGGCGCAUUGAGUAGUCCUCCGACGGUCGUUCACGCUGCAUCAAGAACCCAGUUAAAAGUAACUCCAGACGAUUUUUGUGAACGGAAGUCCGCGAACAGAAAGAACACAACCGACCUGGGAAACUUGAUAAAAGCUAUCUGUUCGCGAAUCCGUGAGCCAAUAAACCGUGGUGCCGUAGAGUUGACGGCAGCGAAGAUCAGGGAGAUGAUGGCCAGUGCCCAACGUACCAUUGCGGAGAGGAAAGUUCAACUGGGUCUUGGUGAAGGAAAAUCUGCCAAUGGACUCAAUGUACCAUCAGGAACCAUCCCAGACACAGAGACAUUCGACAAGUUACGGAGGGCGGCCCAACUGCAAGCACAGAUUGCUGCGCGCAUGAACUCGGGUAUCUUAAGCAAAUAUGCCGUCUCGGCGGAAACAGAAACAAAUGCCCUUACCUAUGGUUUUAGGAAGUCCAAGGAUAUUCCUAAUGUUAUCUUCGAUGAGGAGGGGAAGACCAUAGAUGCCACCACAGGCGAGGAGAUUCAGCUCACACAUUAUACACCCACGCUGAAAGCAAAUCUACGGGCUCAGCGAGCCCAACAAUUCAAGGAAGUUUUGCAAACAACGACUCAGAAGAAACCACAAAAAAAUUUGACUGCCACUGCCUACUUUGAUCCUAGAUUAAGGUAUAGCUGUACGAAUUUCUAA